ACAGUGUUUUUGGGACACACCUCUGUUGGAUUUUAAUAUACGUCCUGCUAACAACAGCUUUCAACUAUGGAAUCGGAGGCUCAACCUCACGAGGCAGAUUAGGACUGAGAAAAUCCAGGUUCCAUUAGAAACCAUUGGAAAUGAGUUCCCAAGUUUUUCUAAGACGGUUGAUGAUGAGGCGAUGGCAGCAUAAAUGAAGAUCAAGUAAGGAAGGCAGAACGAUGCCCAAGGGUGGGUGUUCUAAAACACCACAGCCAGAAGAUUUCUCUCUCAGCAACGACAUGGUGGAGAAACAAACGGGGAAAAAGGAUAAAGAUAAAGUUUCUCUAACCAAGACUCCAAAGUUGGACCGGAGCGAUGGCGGCAAAGAGGUGAAAGAGCGAGCGACCAAACGGAAGUUGCCUUUCACUGUUGGAACAAAUGGAGAUCAAAAAGACUCGGAUACAGAAAAGCAGGGUCCAGAGCGGAAGAGGAUUAAAAAGGAGCCCGCCACCAGAAAGCCUGGCUUGCUCUUCGGAAUGGGCCUUUCGGGGAUCCGGGCAGGCUACCCGCUCUCCGAGCGCCAGCAAGUCGCUCUCCUUAUGCAGAUGACAGCAGAAGAGUCUGCAAACAGCCCAGUUGACACAACACCAAAGCAUCCCUCUCAGUCUACAGUUUGUCAGAAGGGAACUCCUAACUCUGCCUCCAAAACCAAAGAUAAAGUAAAUAAGAGAAACGAGCGAGGAGAGACUCGGCUGCAUCGAGCUGCCAUCCGAGGAGAUGCCCGGCGCAUCAAGGAGCUCAUUAUCGAGGGUGCGGAUGUCAAUGUGAAAGACUUUGCAGGCUGGACGGCAUUGCACGAGGCAUGCAACCGGGGUUACUACGACGUUGCAAAGCAGUUGCUUGCUGCGGGCGCCGAAGUCAACACAAAGGGGUUGGAUGACGACACCCCGCUGCACGAUGCAGCGAAUAACGGGCACUUCAAGGUGGUGAAAUUGUUGUUACAUUAUGGAGGGAAUCCUCAUCAAAGCAACAGGAAGGGCGAGACACCUUUAAAAGUAGCUAAUUCUCCCACCAUGGUGAAUCUGCUCCUGGGAAAGACCACGUAUCCCUCUAGCGAAGAGAGCUCAACAGAGACCUCAGAAGAGGAGGAUGCUCCUUCCUUCGCUCCCUCCAGCUCUGUUGAUGGCAAUAACACAGACUCAGAGUUUGAGAAGGGUUUGAAGCACAAGCCCAAGGCCCAGGAGCCCCCCAAAACCAUCACCCCGGUGAAGGAUGAGUAUGAAUUUGAUGAGGACGACGAGCAGGACCGGGUCCCGCCAGUUGAUGACAAACACUUGCUGAAAAAGGAUUACAGAAAAGAGACUAAAGCAAACAGUUUCAUUUCCAUACCCAAAAUGGAAGUGAAAACAUAUACUAAAAAUAACACAAUUACACCAAAGAAAGCUGCCCACCGCAUCCUGUCGGACAGCUCGGACGAGGAGGAGACCAGCGUUGCUGUGGGGACAGGGGAGAAGCUGCGACUUUCGACCCACUCGAUAUUGCCCAGCAGCAAGAUUCGGGAGCCCGCCAGCACAAAGCCGCAGAAGGAGAAAAGCAAAGUAAAAAAGAAGCGGAAGAAGGAGACGAAAAGCAAAGAGGUUCGGUUUGGCAAAAAAAAUGACAAAUUUUGUUCCUCUGAAUCAGAGAGUGAAAACGUGGAGAGUGAGGAGGAUGAUAGAGACUCUCUUCAGAGCUCUAGCUGUGUAAAGGACUCCAGGCUAGUGCUAAAGGAAUCCUCCUUGUUUAACUCUCUGUCUGCCUCAUCGACCUCUUCUCAUGGGAGUUUAGCAUCCCAGAAACAUAAUCCUAAUCUUACAGAACAGCACUCCAAGCACUGGAGGACGGACAAUUGGAAAACCAUAUCUUCUCCAGCUUGGUCAGAUGUCAGUUCCUUAUCGGACUCCACCAGGACGAGACUGACGAGCGAGUCAGACUACUCGUCCGAGGACUCGAGCUUAGAGUCGCUAAAGCCAGUCAGGAAGAAACCAGAGCACAAAAAGAAAAACACCCCACACAACACUGUUUCUGAGAAAAAGAAUUCAUUCCAUAGCAAUGUGGAUGGAGCAAUUCCAAAGCUGGACAAGGAGGGGAAGGUUGUUAAAAAGCAUAAAACGAAACACAAACAUAAAAACAAGGAGAAGGGGCAGUGUCCCAUCAGCCAAGACAUUAAAAUAAUCAAAACGUUUUCUUUUGAGUUUGAGGACUCUAAACAAAAGCCUGAGAAAGGCUUGAUAGUAGAGACAGAAAAUCCAGUCGAAAACAAAUUGAAAGUGUUAAAGCAUGAGCGAGAACACGGUAAGAAGGAGGAAAAGCUCCCCAAAGGUAAAGCGGAGGAGAAGGAGUGGUUGUUUAAAGAGGAGACUGGAAAAUCCUCGAAAGAGGAGAAAUCAUUAAGAAAAGUCAAAGAUGGUAGUAAAGACAUGAGCAAAUCCUUCAGAGAAGGAUUAAGUAAAUCAGAAAAAGAGAAACCUGUAAAGGAGAAGUCUCCCAAAGAAGAGAAGCCAAGAAUACACAAGGAGGAGAGAAAGAAGAAGUCAAAGGACAAGCAGUCAAAAUCUGAAAAGAAGAAUGAGCUGAAGGAGGAGAAGGUUUCUAAACUAGAGAAGGAAAAAUCCUUCAAGGAAGAGAAAGAAAAAUGCAAAAAAGAAAAACUUUACAGGGAUGAGUCUGGGUUUGAUGAGUUUAAUAACAAAAACCAAUUUCCCGAAAGCGAGGACACGAAGUUCAGCCUUUCGGAUGAUCAGCAGGAGAGGUGGUUUUCAGACUUGUCUUCUGAUUCAUCCUUCGAUUUCAAAGGUGAAGAUAGUUGGGAUUCUCCAGUAACAGAUUUCAGGGAGAUUAAAAAUGACACCGUGGCAAAACUAAUCAUAGAACCUGUGAAAGAGGAAAUUAAAGACAAGAAAAAGGAAAAUAAAACGAAAGAGAAGAAGGAAUACAACGAGAAACGUAAUGAAAAGGACACUUUCUUAAAGAAGAAAGAGAGGGACUAUGUGGACAAAAGCUCCGAGAAGAAAAAGGACCAAACGGAUAGACACAAAAUUACUCCUAGUUAUUUGCCUGAGAAGGAUAAGAAAAGGAAGGAUUCUGCAGAGAGUGUCAAGGAGAGGAAAGAAAAAGAUACGGGUGAAACCAACAAAGACAGAAAAGAUUCCUCUGAUGGCUCUAAAGAUCGAAAAGACACCAAAAUGAAGCAGGAGGAGCCCUAUCGAGAUGACUUUAAAGAAUACGGCUGCGAAACGUUCUUCAAGGAUAAGUCUGACCCCGAAUUCAGCGGUAAAACUCUGGAGAGUUGGGAGAGGCACCAUUCUGGGAAGGAAAAGGAGAAGAAGGAUGCUCCCGAUAAAGAAAAAAAAGAAAAGGUGAAGCCAGAAAAAUACAAGGAGAAAUCCAAAGAAGGUGACAAGGAGAAAAAUGAAAAAGCUGCUCCUGAGAAAAUCCUGAAGGACAAAGAACUAGACAAGAGUUUCAAAGAGAAAAAAGAAACUAAAGAGAAAUACAAAGACCUGCACAGCAAAGACAAAGAAAGGAAGAGUUCUUUCGACCAGGUUAAAGAGAAGAAAGAGAAAAACUUCUCUGCGGAUCGAGAGGACUUCUCCGAGAAAAAGGAUGAGAAGAAAGGCAAGGAGAAAAGCUGGUACAGCAUUGCAGACAUCUUCACAGAUGAAAGCGAAGACGAGAGGGAUGACUACAGCUUGACUGGGUUCAAAGUCAGCGACUCCGCUGGGAGCGAAAUGCAUCGGCUGGACAGUCUGCAGGAGAAGGACGACGGCGCAGCUGCUGAGAAGGAGCUCUACCCUGACAAGCACCGCAAGUACUCCUCCGACCGGCAACAUUCAGGGGAGAAGCAGAAAGAUAAGGACUCCAAGGAGAAGAAAAAGGACAAAGGAACAUCGGAAGGGGGAAAAGAGAAGAAGGAGAAGAGUUCCUUUGAAAAACACAAAGAGAAGAAAGAGAAAGACUCUACCGAGAAGUAUAAGGACAGGAAAGACAGAACGUCCAUAGAUUCCACUCAAGAGAAGAAAAACAAGCAAAAGCUCCCAGAGAAGGUUGAAAAGAAACACGCCAAUGACGACAAGGUGAAGAGCAAGCAUAAGGAGAAGCCGGAUAAAGAGCAUUCCAAAGAGAAAAAAUCUUCGAAAGGAGGGGAGUCGGAGAAGAGCCUGCUGGAGAAAUUGGAGGAGGAGGCUCUGAAUGACUAUAGAGAUGACUCCAAUGACAAAAUCAGCGAGAUCUCUUCUGACAGCUUCACAGAUAGAGGACAAGAUCCAGGACUGACCAGCCUCUUCGAGUCUUCUAACCUCUCUCUUACUGAUGCCGCUGAAGAAAAGUUUAAGGACUCCCUCCCUUUACCCUGCUUGCAGGACAAACUCAAGGAGAAGGAGAGACACAGGCAUUCCUCAUCUUCGUCAAAGAAAAGUCACGAGAAAGAAAAAGCAAAGAAGGAGAAGACAGAGAAAAAGGAAAAAACAGAAGAAUUCAAAGACUCCAGCAGCAGAAAGGAUUCCGCUCAUUAUGAAAAAGAUUUCUCUGUGGAUGGGGAGGCUUUUAGCACUUCCUACAACAUGAAGGCAGAGCCUGAUGAGGAACCAGAGAAAAGCAUUGAUUACUUAUUUUCUGAAAAGAAAGAUAAAAACGAUUCUGAAAGAGAGCUGUCAAAGAAGGCGGAAAAAGAAAAGACUUACGGUUCCAGCGCCAUCAGCACAGUUAAAGAGAAAAAGAAGCGAGAUAAACACAAGGAAAAAUGGAAGGAGGAAAAGGAAAAGCAUAGAGACAAACAUGCAGAUGGUUUCUUUAAACAUCACAAAGAUGAGCCAAAGUCAACACUUAAAGACAAGGACAGUCCUCAAGUUACCACCUUUAAAGAUAAAUCAAAGGAGGACAACCUCAAAUUCGGCGAGACCAAACUGAAGGAGAAGCUCAAGGAGAACCAAGAGAAAGACAAAUCAGAGUCAAUAAAAAUAAGCAAUGGGAAUGAAAAAAUAACCCUUUCCAAAGACAGCAGCAAGAAAGAUACCAGGCCAAGGGAGAAACUUCUGGGAGACGGUGAUCUGAUGAUGACCAGCUUUGAGAGGAUGCUGAGCCAGAAAGACCUGGAAAUCGAGGAGCGCCACAAAAGGCACAAAGAGAGAAUGAAGCAAAUGGAGAAAAUGAGGCACAGGUCCGGAGACCCCAAAUUAAAGGACAAACUUAAAAGCUCGGAAGACGUGCGCAAGAGGAGUCUGGAUCUGGCAACAAAGAAGCCGUUAGCGCUGGAUACUCAGCUCAAGGACAAGAAACUUAAAGAACUGGGUCCACUGACUCCUAUACUGUCACCGGAAAACAAGGCGCAGCCUGCUGUUGGGACAGACUCUAAGGACUGGAUAACGGGUCCUCAGCUGAAGGAGAUCCUCCCGGCGUCUCCCAGGCCAGAUCAGAACCGGCCGACGGGAGUCCCGACCCCGGCAUCCGUCGUCUCUUGUCCGAGCUACGAGGAGGUGAUGCAGACGCCCAGGACCCCUUCGUGCAGCAACGAAGACUACACGGACCUGAUGUUUGAAUGCGCGGACUCGCAGCACUCGCUGCCCAUAUCCACGAUGUCCAUGAACGCCUGUUCUCCAUCCUUCUUCGACAGAUACGCGAAUGUUUCCAGUGGGCUCCCCGAGAAUCCGAGUCAGACCCCGACUCGGACCAUACCCUCCACGAACCUUUAUCGUUCCAUCUCGGUGGAUAUCAGAAGGGCACCUGAAGAAGAAUUCAGUGUCGGAGAUAAAUUUUUCAGACAGCAAAGUGUCCCGGCGACAUCAAAUUAUGACUCUCCAGUGCAGCACCUAAUGGAGGAGAAAGUUCCCCUUCCUUCUGUUCCUGCUGAGAAGUUCCAGUGUUUAUCUCCUGGGUAUUACUCACCAGAUUAUGGGGUUUCAUCGCCGAAAGUGGAAGCUUUGCACUGCGCGCCAGGAGCUGUCAGCGGAGUCGCCCAGUCGCCUGAAAGUGUCUUUUCUGGUUUACAAGCAAAAUCCUCCCCUUCGCACAGAGAUGAAUUGCUGGCUCCUUCGGUAGAAAGCGCUCUUCCCCCCGACCUCGGCAUGCCCUUGGAUACCACGGAAGAGCAGCAAGCUACUGCCUCCAUUAUGCCACCAGAACCUACCUACUUACCACCAAUUGAAGAAAACCAUUUUAGUUCGGGUAUGCCAGAACAAAACAAUAUAGACUGGGAUAACCCUCCUUCCAGAAACCCUGACACCGCCAUUGCUCCCAGCCUGAUGGGUAACCCAGCAGAGCACCCUGUCAGCUGGUCCAUGGGCUCAGAGCUUCUGAUGAAAUCUCCCCAGAGGUUUUCAGAGUCCCCUAAACCUCCGCUCUGUUCCCUAGAGCCGAUUCAUCCUACACCGGUCGCCUUCAUUCCCACUGAUACUUCCUACCCCGUUUCUCCCAUAUCUUACCCUCUGUCAGUGUCUGAACCGGGACUCGAUGAAGUCAAGGAGGAUGCUGAGGAAGCAGUUCCAGGAGAAAUAGCGAAUGCCGAAGAGCAAGCUCCCUACAUGUCCCCUACUAGGUUAGACACGUUCUUCAAUAACUGCAAGCCUCUUCCAGAAGAAGCACCUGAGAUACCUCCAGAGCCCCCUUGUAUGCCAGCAGAACCUCAGGCAGAAGUUGUUAGCGCGCCAGAAAACAACUAUUUGGAAAACAAUAACGCUGCGCCUGCCAGUACAGAGGAGGCGGUAACGUGGCCUGAUCCCUUCACCAACACAGAAGAUGACUUGGACCUUGGCCCCUUCUCGCUACCAGAGCUGCCGCUCCAACCUAAGGAUGUUGCAGAGACGGAGAUGGCGGAGGCAGAAGCGGUAGAAGAAAGCCCAGCAGCAGCUUCAGAAACAAGCGCUGGGAUCAUUAAAGCGAGCGCAUCCGUAAUAGCGUCCGGUGAGCCGGAGGAGCCGCCAGCCGGCCAGGCAGCUGCUGUCCUGCCCGUGGAGACGGAGCCACAAGCAGAGGAGCAGAAACCAGAAGUGGCUGCACAAGAAGCCACCUCAGAAGCACUGAACGUAGCUGAGGAAAAAGGAGCAGAGGACUCGGAAGCACAGAUUUUCCAGCAGACCCCAUCUGAGUCUGCUCAGCCGGAGAGCAAAGAGGUGGAGGCUGUGCACGAAGACCUGUCUUCUUCUGGUGGGGUGGCAGAGAGCAGCUCCCAGACCUGUACCCCACCCGUGGCCACCGCCGAGGGCAGCAUUUCACAGGAGGGUGCUGCGGCACGCACCCCACCCGUGGCCACCGCCGAGGGCAGCGUUUCACAGGAGGGUGCUGCGGCACGUGGUGGGAGCCAAGUCCCUUCCUCCCAGGCAGAUGCACCUCCGGGCAACGCUCAAGCAGAAAUCGUUGAACCAGUACAAAAACCAGUAGCAGAAGCUCCCAAACCACCCAAAAUAGAGGAGAUUCCUCAGCGGAUUACCAGGAACCGGGCUCAGAUGCUCGCCAACCAAAACAAGCAGAACGCCGCCUCCUCUGAGAAGGAAUUUCCUCCUGUUUCUGCGCCCGCCACACGUGCCAAAGGCCGCAUUACGGAGGAGGACGAUUCCCAGGCCCAGCACCCGCGCAAGCGCCGGUUCCAGCGCUCCAACCAGCAGCUGCAGCAGCAGAUCAACACGUCCACCCAGCAGACGAGGGAGAUGAUACAGCAAACAUUGGCAGCUAUCGUCGAUGCUAUAAAACUGGACGACAUUGAACCUUAUCACAGUGACAGGUCCAACCCCUACUUUGAGUACCUCCAGAUCAGGAAAAAGAUUGAAGAGAAGCGGAAAAUCCUCUGCUAUAUUACUCCCCAAGCUCCGCAGUGCUACGCUGAAUAUGUCACCUACACAGGCUCCUACCUGUUGGAUGGCAAGCCUCUAAGCAAGCUCCAUAUUCCAGUGAUCGCCCCGCCGCCGUCGCUCGCGGAGCCUCUGAAGGAGCUCUUCAAGCAGCAGGAAGCCGUCCGGGGGAAGCUGCGGCUCCAGCACAGCAUAGAGCGGGAGAAGCUCAUCGUCUCCUGUGAGCAGGAGAUUUUGAGAGUUCAUUGUCGGGCAGCAAGGACUAUUGCCAACCAGGCUGUGCCCUUCAGUGCCUGCACCAUGCUGCUGGACUCCGAGGUCUAUAACAUGCCUCUAGAAAAUCAGGGAGACGAAAAUAAAUCGGUCAGAGACCGUUUCAACGCGCGACAGUUCAUUUCCUGGUUGCAAGACGUGGAUGACAAGUACGAUCGAAUGAAGACGUGCCUGCUCAUGCGACAGCAACACGAAGCUGCCGCCUUGAACGCGGUGCAAAGGAUGGAGUGGCAGCUGAAGGUGCAGGAGCUGGACCCCGCGGGGCACAAAUCCCUCUGCGUGAACGAGGUGCCCUCGUUCUAUGUGCCAAUGGUCGACGUGAACGAUGACUUUGUGCUCUUGCCGGCAUGACAGUUCAAAACCAGGAGACAUCACUGAAAACUGGCAAGGACGGGAGCCCUCCGAGGUCGGGCGGUCGAGCUCACAUUCACCCUUACCGCUUGCUGAUGAAUCCCUGGUCAGAGGAGGAGGAAGCAGCUAUCGGCAGAAAACAAAACAAUAAGAAAAAUAAUUGCACUUUCUUCACAACGCGUCCCUCGCUUCCGGACUGACGGCAGCUCCGCCGGGCAGCGGGCCGGGGCGCAUCUCCUUUCCAACCGGCUGCUGCGGCAGGGAGGCAGCCGGUCUGCGCUGGCAGCGAGCACUCACCGGCCAAGAGACUGGCAGAGGCGUGGAGGGAGGAGGCCAAGGACACCAUUUGUGUGUUGCAGAAGCUGCUGAGCGGGGCCAGCAACCACGUGAUUCAUGUACUUGUGAACACCGUGAUUUCCAGCUCUCUGUUUUCCACCGGUCGCGGAUCUCCUCUCGGAGAAGCUGCAGUAGGAAACCAUGGGGGGAGGGGGGGGUGUUUUGAGUUUCUCGUUCCAUCCUGGGUAUGUCUAAAAAAAACAAAAAACAAAAAACAAACAAAAACAAUUAGAAACAAAAAGACA
Molecule: messenger RNA, 9007 nt
Organism: Aptenodytes forsteri (emperor penguin)
Lineage: Eukaryota; Metazoa; Chordata; Aves; Sphenisciformes; Spheniscidae
Gene: ANKRD11
Product: ankyrin repeat domain 11
Exons: 13
Coding region: 222-8426 (2734 amino acids)
Biological process (GO): anatomical structure morphogenesis
Cellular component (GO): nucleus
Molecular function (GO): protein binding
Source: RefSeq, a predicted model, not a curated record